CUUUACUGUUAAUACCCGUUCCAUCAUCGCAGUCAAAACGUAGCAGAACACGAGAGAGUUGAUCCUACCGGAAAGUAUCUUUAGCCAGUCAGUCAGUGAGUGAGUAACGUCUACCGGAGGUGUUUUUGUCAGACAGAUGAAACGAAUGGUUCACAGAAUGAGGCGAAUGCCCGUUGCGGAUUCAAGCCGUCGGCUUGGUCGGGUGGGGUACUUAUUGUUGCUUUUGUGCUGGGCAUGCCCGUCGCAACUCGGACAAUCAUUCGUGCUGGAGCCCAGGAAGUCGAAGCGACGCGUUUCGAUUCUUUCGAGUCCACUAUCCCAAACAUUCGUGUCGACAACAUCAGCAAUCUUGAUGUUCUGACGACGGAAGCUCCACCGACAUCCUGUACUCGCCUCGCUAAUGCUGCGGAUGACUCCGACACUCGCCCCGGUGACGAAGGUUCGUCAUUGGCUGGCCAAGUUGGCAGUGGUCCCAACUGGAUCGAGCGUUCCUUUCCGGUGGACGUCUUGGGUACGUCCAACGUCGAUCCCAAGAAGGUGGACGACUACAAUCUGGGAAUUUGUGGACAAUCCUACCAAGUUGGACCACUCGGGGCACGCAUGUACGAGGCCAUCACUCGCAACGUCAAUAGCUCCGUCCAACUGGCCACACCCGAAAUCACCAAGGCGUAUAAAGUCUACGCCAUGGACUUUACAGCGAAGGAAGCCGUCCGGGCGGCGUUGAAACAGAACGGUCUCGAAAUGGUCCUCACCGAAGAAGAAGAGGAUGAAGGCAUGUGGGCUGAUAUUGAUUCCAUUCGCUUGCUUACCACCAAUGAGGACGGUAGUGUGACAGUGACUGGUCCGCUCUACGAUUCUUGGCAAGAUGCGGUGGACGUCUGGAAGCCGGGACAGGCUUUCCACUUUGUCGCCCGCCAAGUCCCGGCCAAGAUGCGGGAAUUGGAAUUGGACGAGCUUUUGCAAGCAUUGGAUCCGAAAGGAGAACUACGCGCCCAAGCUAAAGAAGCCGGUAUGGCCUUGCCGGGUGAAGACAUUGAUAGUCUAGCCGUCUUGGCCAGUGACAAUGUCCGACGAGUCGAAACGGCGCCUCGGGACGCCGUACCGGUAGCGGACGCCUACGCCGGCACGGACGAAAAACGCGGUUACCGGGUUGUGUACGCCAGUGAUCUAUUACAGGAUUCCAUGAACGCCGAUGGCACGGAACAGCGGAAAACUCUCAUGCACGUGAUGGAAGCCUUGGUCGCGCAUGGUUGUGUAAUCGUGGAUUUGACGGACGGUGGACUGGCUCUGCAAAAAGCCUUUGAGAUGGCCCAAAUGUGGGAUACGGCACAAACUUUCUUCGGACAGCCCGAUAAAACAUCUUUACCGGGUAUGGAAACGGUCCAAGAAACGGGCUCAACGCACGCCAAGGCGGGUUACGCUUCGUACGAUGACGGCAAUUUGCAGUUUCUCGAAACGCGGUACGACCGGGAAGGAAAUCUACUUCCGGAAGGGGCGCGAGCACUACUGGGACCCCAGGGCUGCGCGGCUUUGCGAAAGGCUUUUCACAUUGUCACGAAUGUAGCCAAGGACGUAACUCGUAUUGCGGUCUCGGCGUCGUCUGUCGAAUACCAAGCAUUGGAUGGCGUCGCGGCGUCCGCAGCCGCUAUCCAGCUUACCGACGAACUGUUGGACGACGGUGAACCAUUGACGGCGAAUAUUCCGCACUCUGAAGGAUCCGUCAGUAUGAGUCCACAUCGAUUGUGCCGCUAUUCCAACAAUGGCAGCAAUAGCAAGGAAAAAUCGGACGACCAAUCGGAUACGGUCGAUGCGAAAACGAAAGAAGUGUUCGGUGCACACACCGAUUCCACCUUUGUUACGGCCGUGCCGGUCGCCGCCGUCGCCGGCUUGGAAGUGUACGAUGAAGACGCCGAGCAAUGGUACCGCCCCGAAUUAGCCGCACUCCGGCACUGGCAAGGCUUGCAAAAGGGCUUGGGUUUGGACGUGAACGAGCUCGUGGAAACGAUUGAUGGCCAACAGUUACCUUGGUUCGCCCGCUACGUAGUCCUAAUGCCAGGCGAACUGCUACAGAUCGCCACUCGCAACGAAAUUUUGGCAGCCGUGCAUCGCGUGGUGGCGACCGAGGAGACCUCCAGUCGGUUGAGCGCUCCUAUCUUGUUGCGGGGACGACCGGGCACCACCUGGGACGUAUCGCGGUAUCUCGGCGGUGCUUUAGAUAAUCCGCUGCUAGAGGAGAUUGACGGCAUGACGAUAGAACAAAUACACGACGCGAUGCAACCGAAAUCAUCGUCGUUCGAAUAAAAUAUCAAAGCUACG
Messenger RNA from Phaeodactylum tricornutum CCAP 1055/1, 2316 nucleotides. RefSeq lists its product with no specific name. The transcript is spliced from 2 exons. Bases 235 to 2301 code for a protein of 688 amino acids. Lineage: Eukaryota; Bacillariophyta; Bacillariophyceae; Surirellales; Neidiaceae. The record is from RefSeq and is a predicted model, not a curated record.